Molecule: messenger RNA, 1065 nt
Organism: Alexandromys fortis (reed vole)
Lineage: Eukaryota; Metazoa; Chordata; Mammalia; Rodentia; Cricetidae
Gene: Hapln1
Product: hyaluronan and proteoglycan link protein 1
Exons: 4
Coding region: 1-1065 (354 amino acids)
Biological process (GO): glial cell differentiation; positive regulation of neuroblast proliferation; central nervous system development
Cellular component (GO): synapse; perineuronal net
Molecular function (GO): hyaluronic acid binding
Source: RefSeq, a predicted model, not a curated record
AUGAAGAGGCUCCUUCUCCUGGUGCUGCUCUCAGGCUGCUGGGCUGAUCACCUUCCAGACAGCUACACUCCGGAUCAAGACAGAAUCAUUCACAUCCAAGCGGAAAAUGGCCCCCGUCUCCUUGUGGAAGCAGAACAAGCCAAAGUCUUCUCACACAGAGGUGGCAAUGUGACGCUACCGUGUACAUUUUACCGAGACCCUACAGCAUUUGGCUCAGGAAUCCACAAAAUCCGCAUCAAGUGGACCAAGCUGACUUCGGAUUACCUCAGGGAGGUGGAUGUCUUUGUUUCCAUGGGCUAUCACAAGAAGACCUACGGUGCAUAUCAGGGUCGAGUGUUUCUGAAGGGAGGUAGUGACAAUGACGCCUCCCUGGUCAUCACAGACCUCACCCUGGAAGAUUAUGGGAGAUACAAGUGUGAGGUGAUUGAAGGACUGGAAGACGAUACUGCUGUGGUAGCACUGGAGCUGCAAGGUGUAGUGUUCCCUUACUUUCCACGGCUGGGACGCUACAAUCUUAACUUCCAUGAGGCACGGCAGGCUUGCCUGGACCAGGAUGCUGUGAUUGCGUCCUUCGACCAGCUGUAUGAUGCCUGGCGAGGUGGGCUGGACUGGUGCAAUGCUGGCUGGCUCAGUGACGGAUCUGUGCAGUACCCUAUCACCAAACCACGCGAGCCCUGUGGGGGCCAAAACACAGUGCCUGGUGUCAGGAACUAUGGGUUCUGGGACAAAGAUAAAAGCAGAUAUGAUGUUUUCUGCUUUACAUCCAACUUCAAUGGCCGAUUUUACUACCUUAUCCACCCCACCAAGCUCACCUACGAUGAGGCGGUGCAAGCUUGUCUCAAUGAUGGUGCUCAGAUUGCCAAAGUGGGCCAGAUAUUUGCUGCCUGGAAUCUUCUGGGCUAUGACCGUUGUGAUGCUGGCUGGCUGGCGGAUGGCAGUGUCCGCUACCCUAUUUCUCGGCCAAGAAGGCGCUGCAGUCCUACCGAGGCGGCAGUACGUUUUGUGGGGUUCCCGGAUAAAAAGCAUAAGCUGUACGGGGUCUAUUGCUUCAGAGCAUACAACUGA